AUGGCGGGCCCAGAGGGUAAAACGAUUCUACACAUCAACUUCAGCGACAUCACCGACCAGCCGCUGUCCCUCACCGGAGCCACACCACACAGAUACCGCUUUCUCGACGGUGACGCUCUCGCCCAUAAAUCAACAAUCCGCGUCUUGGAAUACGAAGAUCUCCCCUCAGUUCCCUAUGCCGUCAUCUCAUACGUCUGGAGGGGCCUCUCUACUCGUCCUGAUGAGAAAUCUCCGCUUCCAAGUAUUCACGUUACAGGUGCCGAGGGCGCGGAUCCGAUAUCUGUGGACGUCCUGAGGCUCGUUGCUCUGGCUGCAGAACGGCAUGGGUGUAAUCUAGUCUGGUUGGAUGCUUUGUGCAUUCUUCAGGCGAAUGAAGAUGACAAGGCGUGGCAGAUUCAGCGCAUGUAUGACAUUUACCGCUCUUGUCAGGAGUGCAUCGUUGCCCCUGGCGGUCUUCAGAGACUCGUUUCUCUCACGGAGGAAACUUCGUGGGCAAGUCGAGCGUGGACCCUACAGGAAGCAAUUGCGCCGCCUUCGGUGCACUGCUUGUUUGCAUGGGAUCGUGGAGACUGUUAUAUCCAGUCAAACAUGUUUGUGGAAGUAAAGGAGAUUGAGAAGGGGGUUGCGGCUAUCGCGCCUCUAAAGUCUACACUGGAAAUGGCCAUGAAGGGGAGCGGCAUUAGCGUUUUCGGCGACAUGUCUCGAGAUCGACCUCGUGUUAGGGAACUGAUUGAUGCGAUGGACAUGAAGGGCAAGACGGGCAUGUUUACUGCCAUCUGGCGGUCCUCGUUUAUGCGCGCGGCGAAAUACCCUGUCGAUACGGUGUUUAGUGUUAUGGGUAUCAUGGGCGUGACGCUUGAUACCAGCAAAUUCAAGAAUGAGGAUCGGUUGGGUGCGACGAUUGCGUUGAUGCAGGGAAUCUUGGCGAGGGGAGAACAUGCCGAGUGGUUGGCUAUUGCGACGAAAACGCUGCCGAAUCCGAAGCUGUCGACGUUGCCUGUUUUUCCUCAGGUUGAUGCUGCGCGGAGACCUAUACUGGAGACGAAGGAUGGGAUGAAGGAUAUUGGGGAUGUUAUGGACUCCGGUUGGAGACUUGCAAACACGCCCAAGGGGAUGAUAAGAAACGAUGGGUAUUUCCGGUUCAGCGCAUUGGCGACAUCUGUGAAAGAGAGCAACGAGGAGACGACGUCUGCAUCCGUGUUUAACUCUAAAACCACUGGUAAUUGGGAGAUUGUUCCACAAGGGACUGGGUCGCAUACGGCUGUCUUGAUCGGUCAAUGGGAACAGUACAACAAUGGAUCAUUCGGGAUGAUGAUAAACCCGUGGAACCAAUGUCUGAUGAUAUUGAAGGAACAUGCUGCCGGCAAGUUUAGCAAUAUCGGAUAUGCGUUUGUCAAGGAGGAGGUUGUGCAGACGGGCGCUUGGAAAGAGAGUCUAUUUGUUGUUGGAGGACCGAAUUGA
Trichoderma breve is the source of this 1461-nucleotide messenger RNA. RefSeq names its product heterokaryon incompatibility protein (HET) domain-containing protein. The record is from RefSeq and is a predicted model, not a curated record. NCBI's taxonomy places the organism in Eukaryota, Fungi, Ascomycota, Sordariomycetes, Hypocreales, Hypocreaceae. The transcript has 2 exons. The coding region runs from base 1 to 1461 and encodes 486 amino acids.